This is a messenger RNA of Trichomycterus rosablanca, 1341 nucleotides long. RefSeq names its product nudix (nucleoside diphosphate linked moiety X)-type motif 17 (gene nudt17). Gene Ontology annotation, molecular function: NADH pyrophosphatase activity. Gene Ontology annotation, biological process: NAD+ catabolic process; NADP+ catabolic process. Gene Ontology annotation, cellular component: cytosol; peroxisome. The transcript has 8 exons. Bases 62 to 958 code for a protein of 298 amino acids. Lineage: Eukaryota; Metazoa; Chordata; Actinopteri; Siluriformes; Trichomycteridae. The record is from RefSeq and is a predicted model, not a curated record.
AUUAGACGCUAAUCGUGUUAUCGUCAGGGAUUGUUUCUGUUAAGCUAAUGCUAACAGGCUAAUGGAGAAGGUGCGGAAGGUUCUGGUUCAUUUAUCCAGAGAUGACGCGGUGCCGCAGUGCGCUCGGUUUGUACAGAGCAUUACUCGACACUUGAACGGGAAUUCUGAGGACCAGGCGACGGUCACGUGUUCCCUGGAGAAUAACCGCUUCAUACUGUGUGAGGGGAAUCGGGAAGGGGGCGUGACUCUUCAGGCGGCGCCGUUCUGUCCCAUCAAAUUGCUCUCUCCCUCAGAGGAGGCCUCCAUACCCCCUCAUACCCUGAAUCGAGGGGUGGACUUGGGUGUGGCCGUCCUGCUGCAGUCAGCCAAUCAUAAACUGUUGCUGACCAGGCGUGCUUCGUCUCUCAGGAUCUUUCCGAAUGUUUGGGUUCCGCCCGGUGGUCACGUGGAACUGGAUGAAAAGCUGUUGGAUGCAGGCCUGAGGGAGCUCAGGGAGGAGACUGGAAUUAAAAUCGACCCAGAAGACAUCCUGUCCUCUGCGUUGCUGGGCCUGUGGGAGUCCGUGUACCCGCCCCUGCUGUCCCGAGGACUGCCGCAGAGACAUCACAUCGUCACCUACAUGCUGCUCUCCACUCACCUCACACACCUGCAGCUACAGUCCAGUCUGCGGCCCGAACCCGCCGAGGUGAGUGCGUGCGUGUGGGUGGAUGCAGAUCUGGUCAGGACGAUCGUAUCUGCUGUGGAUGGAGAGGAAGAGUCUCCUAACGUACCUGCUGAUGUUCCUCAGACCGUUAGUGUUACCGAGGUGUCUCUUGAUGGGAAGCUGACUGAAUCCACACUACCUCUAUCAGUGUUUUGUAACCGGGCUCCAGCGGAGGGCGAGGACGUGGAACGGGUCAGCACUGGAACUAAAUACGCCCUACAACUCUGGCUUAACACCCUGGAGGAUCAUUUCUAAUAACAUUUUUAAUCAUUACCACCACUGAUCAUCUGCAUAUGAGCCAAAAUGUGUGUUUUUAUCAACACAACCUCCCAAAACUGUGCAGGGAAGUGGCUGUUUCAUCACAGUCGUGCAUGUGAUGGUUAGGGAAGCAUUAAACGUCGGGCUGAUGGAGGUUCCUCGUAGUUCACGUGUUGAAUGCAGCAGAUCUGAUCGGAUCAGAGGGUCCAAGUAGGGUCGAGUUAUGAGCGUCCGUCUAAUUUCUUUUGUGCGUUCUCUAUUGUCGAUGUUGGUGAAUGACAUAAAGGGGGAUUUGUGUUACCCUGUAUUCAUACCCCAUUUAAACAGAUAGUCACCUUUCAGGUUUACCUAAUAGGAAAUAAAAUAUUCACUGGAACACA